AUGCCAGUCAAGCUCAUGCGAGAAACACCAUUCUUCAACAGAAAAACUCGUCAAAUAGCGUGGCGUUUGAUUGGCCGCAAUCCUCUGUGUGCUAAUAGCAAUGUUGGCCAAUAUCCUGACAAGAAAUUCUCGCGGGAGAGGUGGACACUUUUCAUCGGUAUCGAUGGCUUUAGAGUUAUUCGCGAAUCCAGGGGCAAUCUUACCCCCACACGUUUCUCGAUUCCCAGGAAGAACGCAAAAAGGCCGAACGGAUCUCAGCCUGAAGCUAAAUCCCUUCCAAUGCUUGGCGCUAAGGUUUCCUUUGGGGACAAGCAACUAAAAGAGAUGUUCUUUGCGGAAUUACUCGAGAAACCACUGGAUCCAUCCGUCCAUUCGAAUUUGGAUUAUUUGAAUCAUAUAGUUCAAAUCAUGCUCGAUAGGAAAAUGCUUUUCCCUUGGAUAACGCAGAAGGACGCAGCCUUAGUGCCCUUGGAUAAAUCGCCAGCAGUGUGGACUGAGUACUCGAAGAAGAUGUAUUAUGUGGGGGGUAAUGCAGAAGGCAGUGAUUUACCAGAAUGCCCAUUGUGUACUUCCCUUGAACACAUCUUUGACAUCCCACCACAAUCAUCUAUCAUGAAGAGAGGUUUCCUCAAUAGUACGAAGGUAAAACAGGCUGUGUCUACUGAAGCACCCCCUGCGCAGCUGGUCCAUGACAAUCAGGCUUCACCUUCUCCAUCUUAUCCAGUGGCGAGCGAAGACAAGUCGAAAGCAGAUACACCUGGUGACGAAUGUAAGAAGGCUUUGAAGGAAAAACAGAAGUUUUCUGAUUACAAGAAGGACCAACGAAUCGUGUAUCAUCUUUGCUUGGAUACGGAGGCUUCUGGACCAGGCGUAUUGUCAGCUAACCAACUCAUUGAGGACUCGCCUAGCGACAUGCUCACUUAUGAGCCCAGUGAACUGAUUUGUACCACUCAACCUGCCGUGCCCAUCGACGCCACACGUGAACAAUAUCCAGACGGCUGGACCGAAUGUCUCAUUACAGGCUUGAUGAAGCAAACAGUCUUGCAAACGCCCUCGUUUUGCCAACCUCUCUCACAGCCUGUCCAUAUCAGUUACCGUGUAGGAACAGCAUCCGUUCCCAAUGGUCCUACUUCGAAACCCCUUCCUGGGUUAUAUGCGACCAAGAAAUUAGAGAUGGGUGAUCUCAUCUUGUCAGAACGUCCAGUGCUUAUCGUGCCUGCGAUGAUGAGGGCCGGGGAGAUUUUUAGUGAAUUGCUCUCUCAAUUGGAUAACCAUGACCAGUCUAUAUUUGUGAGCAAUCAGUGGCGGGAAAAGUUGGAGACCGUUUUUGGGAGGUUGUCGAAAGAGGACCAGGAAGAGUUUUGGAAGUUGAGAGAUAUUCGUCAGAGGAAUGGAAAAAAGAGUAUUGAUGGCAUCGUCAAAGCGAAUGGGUUUGCGAUUUUGGGACUGGUUGACCCUGGACUGGAAGACAAUGACGGCGCAUAUAGUGGUGUUUUUCUUGUGUUGUCCCAGCUAAAUCACAGUUGUCGACCUAACGUGGAGCGGUACUGGGACAUGUCUUCAUUCUCCAUGCAGCUACGCGCGAUGCGGAAAAUAUCCAAUGACGAAGAACUCACUGUCUCGUAUAUUAACCAGCUAGAACCCUUCGCUGUCCGUCAGAAGAACUUGAAAUUAUUCGACAUUGUAUGCACCUGCCAAUCCUGCAAGAAGCCCAAGAUUGGAGACAGACGCAGCACGCAGUUUUUCAAAGGAAAACUAACCACCGACGAAUUCCUGAAUUGGAUCACAGACACUACUCUGUCCGAUGACCAUGUUAUCAAACGUGCUCUCGUCCAAAUCUCGCUUCUAGAGGAUGAUGGUCUCGAAGACUCGCCGUACUACCCGGAUAAUCUAAUGAUGAUCAUGCUUUGCUAUGUGGCGCUGGGGGACAGUGAGAAGGCAAUGAGGUGGGGGAAGAAGUUGGGUAAAUGGGAGUUGUGCAAGCAUGGGCCAAAGGAUGUGGAUAAUUAUGACAGGCCGCAGUGGUAUAUGAAGCAUCAGUGGUGGAAGUUGAGAGUCAUUGCGUGGAACAACCAAUGGGCUACUGCAAAUGCAAUGAAAGAGAAGAUGAAACAAGGAUGA
Lentinula edodes (shiitake mushroom) is the source of this 2121-nucleotide messenger RNA. RefSeq lists its product as uncharacterized. The transcript is spliced from 7 exons. The record is from RefSeq and is a predicted model, not a curated record. The coding region runs from base 1 to 2121 and encodes 706 amino acids. Lineage: Eukaryota; Fungi; Basidiomycota; Agaricomycetes; Agaricales; Omphalotaceae. Gene Ontology annotation, molecular function: protein binding.